AUGCAACAACAGAACUUGUAAAGAGUAAUAAUGAGGACUGGAGUUGACAACAUAACUAUUUCUCAUGUUGCACUGAUUACCAAUUGUACUUAAGAUCAAAUUAAACAACUUUGGUUUCUAUCCAUUCCUAUAAUUAUGGCAGAGGAUAAAUCUUUUUGAUAAAAAACAAAUGUCUGUUAGGAAAAGAAAGUUUAAGGGCUCAAAAAAGGGAAAAAAAAGGAGAACUGAAAGGGGUACGUGAAAGAGAAGUGAUAAAAAUAGAAGACUGAGAGUACAAAAGCUCAGAACCUUCACAGAUAGCAAAGCUUGAAGAUCAUUCAAGGCAAGAUUGCGGCACUUAAUGUGGAUGGAUAUGAUUCAUUUUAUUACAUUAAAAGAUGUUUAUUUUUUAAACAUUUAUUAUUUCCUUCCAUAUUUUACUUGUAUUGUUUCAAAUUUUAGUUUGUCACACAGUGCAGGACUCUCUGUGCCACUUUUUUAUGUUAUGUUAUGUUUUACUUUUCUCCAACAGAUGAAGUUGUUGCUUUUCCUUAUGGUCAUGGGAACAGUAUCUGCAGAGAUUCAAGAUCUUUCCGGAAAAGUGUUUACCUUUCCCAGAGAAACAGACACAGCUCACGUGAGGCUGAACCCAAUUAAACAGGAUUACAACGCUGUAACUGUCUGUCACAGAUCUUUCACAGACCUCAAGAGAGACCACACCUUUUUUUCUUUGGCAACUCCCUUUGACACCAGCGCUUUCCUGAUUUUAUGGCAGAACCAAGAGAUAGAUCCCCAUGUCAAAAGUGAAAGGGUUGAAUAUGGAGGAUGGGACUAUAAGCCAAACAUGUGGCACUCGAUCUGCACCACAUGGGACUCUGUGACUGGACUGGUACAGAUAUGGUUUGAUGGGUUACCUUCAAUCAGAAGAUUUAUCAUCUCUGGAUCCAUCACUGGGACAGUCAAGGCUAUUUUAGGACAGGACCAAGACACCCAUGGUGGGGGGUUUGACAUUCACCAGAGUUUUGUUGGCAUGUUAACUGAUGUCCACAUAUGGGACUACACCCUUUCUCCAUGUGAGAUCCGGCACUACACUGAAGAAAUGCACUUCACAACUGGAAAUGUGCUGAACUGGAGCGCACUGGACUUUGAGAUUAUUGACAAUGUGCUGAUUGAAAAUAGGUUUCAAAUUUGUCACUGAGCUUCAAAAUAUUCAAGUUAGCUUGUGGUCUUAAACCAUCCUUUUUUUGAAAUGUAAAAGACAUUGGUUGAUAUAAAUUGUUCCAAAUUUUGUUUAU
This is a messenger RNA of Oryzias latipes (Japanese medaka), 1274 nucleotides long. Its product is annotated as C-reactive protein. NCBI's taxonomy places the organism in Eukaryota, Metazoa, Chordata, Actinopteri, Beloniformes, Adrianichthyidae. The record is from RefSeq and is a predicted model, not a curated record.